Molecule: messenger RNA, 1266 nt
Organism: Neltuma alba
Lineage: Eukaryota; Viridiplantae; Streptophyta; Magnoliopsida; Fabales; Fabaceae
Product: cytokinin riboside 5'-monophosphate phosphoribohydrolase LOG2-like
Exons: 4
Coding region: 1-981 (326 amino acids)
Source: RefSeq, a predicted model, not a curated record
AUGACUGAAAGUCUGAAACCUUUUGGCGGAAUCAUAGUAAUUAGUAACCCUUCUUUGAAGCUUGUAGGCUCCUUCAUAAUGGGAUUUUCAACAUGGGGUUCGUUAGGUUCUCAUGUUGUGGUGGGAGGCUCUCGAUUUCAUCAAAGACGAAUCAAGUUUCAGUCUUUCAGUACAACAGAGCAGAACACUCUUAAUUUCAAGUUCCCAAAGCGGAGGCUUACUCAAGUGGGGGUUUCUCUGAGUAAACAAGAGUCAAUUGAAUUUGAUGAGAGGAAAAGCCCAGAUGAGGUUAAAGAGGAGAUCAAACGAUGUUAUGACCUCAUAAACAGACAAGGGAGAGGAGUUGUGUAUCUGGGUUCUUCAAGGAUGGGGCCCAGUCAUUCACAUUACAUGCGAGCACAAGAGCUGGCUAAAGAGAUAGCAAAUCUUUUAGACUGCACUUCAUGGUCUGGAGCUGGACCAGGGCUAAUGGAUGCUGUCACUCAAGGUGCUAUGCAAGCAGGAAAACCAGUCGGUGGACUCAAGAUUGGAAGGGAGCCAGGGGAGUCGACAAGCUCCAAUGUCCAUCCUUAUUUACCUUCCGAAACCUACUUCACUUGCAGGUUUUUCUCAGCAAGGAAACAUGGACUGGUGGAUGCUGCAGUGAGGAACAAGUCAUCUGAUAAGACUGCCUUUGUUGCUCUUCCUGGUGGUGUUGGCACUCUAGAUGAGAUGUUUGAGAUUAUGGGGUUAAUACAGCUUGAACGGAUUGGAUCAAAGCUUCCCAUUCCCUUCAUCUUGAUGAACUACGAUUCGUUCUAUUCAAAGCUGCUUGACUUUCUGGAUUCUUGUGAGGAUUGGGGCACUGUCUACAAAGGAGAGGUUGCAUCCCUGUGGAAGGUUUGUGAAAGCAACUCACAGGCUUUGGCUUACCUUGCUGAGUUCUAUAACAUCUCUUGCAAUGAUCCAAGGAAGAAAGAAACCGCAUUGGAAAGCAUCUAGAUAGGGAAUGUCUUUUCCCUUCUAUUUUUAAGCAUCAAAUAAUUUCUUUCAUGAAAAAGCUCAAUUGUAGAAUGUUUAAUAAACUGUUCGUUUGGAUGGAAGAUAACGUAAGGGAAAGAGGGGUUAUAUUGAGAGCUUUUCCUUUCAGGGGAGACCUUAACGUGGGGGAUGGAUCCUGAGAAUUGUGACCCCCCCACCCCCCAAAAAAAAACCAAAAUAAAAAGCAGUGCCUCUGGCCAAGGAGGUGGAAACUUACCAGUAAAUAAUAAAUUUCCUGUUCAAUUA